CUAUCAGAGAGCUUGGCACAAUGGCAGGGUCCUGCCCUUCUUGCUUACAACGACGCCGUCUUCACCGAGGAAGACUUCGUUAGUAUCUCCAGAAUUGGCGGCAGUAGCAAGCACGGUCAAGCAUGGAAGACCGGUCGUUUCGGGUAAUGCCACACAUUUGUCCGUUAAGUCUGCGUCUUUAGAGUGAUAUUAAUAUUUGCUGGUGUUAAGGUACAAAAUUGCCCUAGUAGUUUCGAACUCAGAUAUGCUAAUUCACCAGGAGGAGGAGAAAGAAAAAGGGAAAUUGGGAUGCAAAGUUUGAACUGCCUGUUAAUAUAGUCAUCCGUCAUCACUUGAGAAGAGCAUUUUAAAUGGAGGAAAUGUUAUAGUAAAAAAUUUGCAACCAUGGCCUUUGCAAUGUGGAUGGCUGGGGAGGGAGGAAGUUUCCAUUGGAUGCUAUGUAGAAGUUGAGAUCACCUACACAACUAUUUUUUUUUUGUAUGGGAAGCUGCAGUUGGAUCUGAUUUCAACUAUUGGCAUGCUCUGUAUGGGAAGCUUUGAUUAGAUAUGAGUUUGUCAAGUAUCAACAAUAACUUAGCAGGAGUUUGAAUCUUCGCUGAUAGGGUUGGCUUCAAUUCGGUGUAUCAUUUAACUGAUUUGCCCUCUUUUGUGAGUGGCAAAUAUGUUGUCCUAUUUGAUCCUCAGGGUGUGUACCUUCCAAAUGUUUCUUCUGCAAAUCCUGGAAAGAGAAUUGAAUAUGUCAGUUCUUCAGCCAUCUCAAUCUAUAAAGACCAAUUCUUUCCCUAUUGUGUUUUUGGUUGCAACAUGAAAAGUUCUUUUGCUGGAACUUUAUUCCGUUUCCCUUUGAGGAAUGCAGAUCAAGCGGCCAGAAGUAAGCUCUCACGGCAAGUGUAUUUAGAAGAGGACAUUCGUUUGAUGUUUGAUCAGCUCUAUGGGGAAGGUGUUUUCUCGUUACUCUUUCUCAAAAGUGUACUUUCUAUUGAAAUGUAUGCAUGGGAUGCUGGAGAACAAGAGCCCAGGAAGUUCUAUUCAUGUUCUGUUAACUCAGAAAAUAAUGACACCGUUUGGCAUCGGCAGGCACUUCUGAGAUUGUCAAACCCAAAUGGAGCUAUAGAGAGUGAGAUGGAUGCAUAUUCUGUGGAAUUCUUGAGUGAGGCAAGAAUUGGGAGCCAAUUUAGAAGGAGAGCUGAUAAGUUUUAUGUUGUUCAGAAAAUGGCUCUGGCAUCUAGUAGAAUUGGUUCUUUUGCUACUGCUGCAUCGAAAGAACAUGAUAUUCACCUGCUACCAUGGGCAUCAGUUGCCGCAUGCAUAUCCAAUGACUUAUCAGAUAAUGAUGAUGUAAAGAUUGGCCGGGCAUUCUGUUUCCUUCCACUGCCUGUAAGAACUGGACUAACUGUACACGUUAAUGGAUACUUUGAGGUGUCGUCGAAUCGUCGUGGCAUUUGGUAUGGAGCUGACAUGGACAGAAGUGGAAAAAUUCGUUCUGUUUGGAACAGGCUUCUUUUAGAAGAUGUUGUGGCACCCGCUUUUACAGAACUAUUACUUGGUGUGAGACAUUUGCUAGGUCCAACAAGUUCUUAUUAUUCCUUAUGGCCAAGUGGCUCAUUUGAAGAGCCAUGGAGUCUAUUAGUGGAGUACUUCUAUAAAAACAUUUGUUCUGCUCCAGUAGUGUAUUCAGAUUUUGGAGGGGGGGAAUGGGUGGCCCUGGUCGAUGCUUUUCUGCAUGAUGAGGAGUUCAUUAAAAGCAAAGAACUCAGUGAGGCCUUGUUACUGCUUGGAAUGCCUAUUGUCCACUUGCCUAAUGUACUUUCUGACAUGUGUUUAAAGUAUGCUUCUGGGUUUCAGCUGAAAGUGGUCACUCCUUGCGCGGUGCGAUAUUUUCUCCAGGGAUGCAAAGGUCUUGUGACUGUGAGCAAGUCGUACAAGCUUGCUUUGUUAGAAUAUUGUCUUGAUGACUUAAUUGAUGCGGAUGUUGCUAAGCAUGCAAGUAACCUGCAAUUGCUUCCUUUAGCAAAUGGUGAUUUUGGAUCACUGUCUGAAGCCUCAAAAGAGACUCCAUAUAUUAUCUGUAAUGAGUUAGAACACAUUCUGCUUCAAAAAAUUUCCAAUAGAUUGAUUGAUCAGAACAUUCCUGUCAAUUUAAUCAGCCGGCUAUCUGCUGUUGCAAAUUGCUCGGAGGCCAACCUUAUUGUUUUUAAUGUCCAGUAUCUCCUUGAGUUAUUCCCUAGACUGGUGCCAGCUGACUGGAAGUAUAAAAGCAAGGUUGUUUGGGACCCACAAUCUUGUCACAAUCAUCUGAGUUCGUCGUGGUUUAUUGUAUUUUGGCAAUAUCUUCGAGACCAAUGUGAAAAAUUAUCAUUAUUUUGUGACUGGCCUAUCUUGCCAUCUAUAUCUGGGCAUUUGUACAGAGCUUCUAGAGAAUCAAAACUGAUUAAUGCCGAAAAGCUUUUUGAUAGGAUGCAGGAUAUCCUUGUUAAGAUUGGAUGCAAGAUACUCAACCCUGUCUAUGGAGUUGAACAUCCAGAUUUGUUUCAAUAUGUAUGUGAGGCUGAUUGCGCAGGUGUUCUGCAAUCUAUUUUUGAUUCUGUCUCUUCAAAUAGCAUCACCGUGCAAACUUUGUUCUGUGAUUUGAGAGCUGAAGAAAGGGAUGAGCUUCGUAAAUUUCUUCUUGAUCCAAAAUGGUACAUGGGAGAUGCACUAGAUGAAUAUUACAUAAUAAACUGCAGGAGGCUGCCCAUUUAUAGAGUUCACGGUGAAGGACCUGCGGCUGAAUUUAACUUUUCUGAUCUAGAAAAUCCUCAAAAGUUCUUCCCGCCAUCUGAUAUUCCUGACUUUUUUCUGGGAGUUGAGUUUAUAAGUAGCUCCUGCAGUAGUGAAGAACAACUUCUGUCCAGAUAUUAUGGAAUUCAGAGAAUGGGGAAAUCAUUGUUUUACAGGAAGCAUGUUUUAAACAGAAUCAAGGAGUUGCAACCUGAUCUUCGUGACAGCACUAUGCUUUCUGUAUUGCAAACCUUACCGCAGUUGUGUAUUGAAGACUCAUUUUUUAAAGAAUAUUUAAAAAAUUUAGAAUUCAUCCCAACCAUUAGUGGUGCUGUUAAGUGUCCUGCAGUGCUCUAUGAUCCUCGUUAUGAAGAAUUAUGUGCUUUACUAGAAGAUUCUGAUAGUUUCCCUUCUGGUGUUUUCGAAGAAUCGGGUGUUUUGGAUAUGCUUCAGGGUUUGGGCCUCAGAACAUCUGUAUCUCCUGAAACAGUUAUAGAAAGUGCUCGACAGAUAGAGCGGUUAAUGCAUGAGGAUCAACAAAAGGCACAUUCUAGAGGUAAAGUGCUACUUUCCUACUUGGAAGUGAAUGCUGUGAAGUGGAUACCCAGUCAAUCAAAUGAUGGCCCUGUGAAUAAAAUGUUUUCGCGAGCUACAAGUUCAUUCAGGCCUCGCAACUUAAAAUCAGACCUAGACAAAUUCUGGAAUGAUCUAUGCUUGAUAUGCUGGUGCCCAGUAACGGUUUCCGCUCCAUUUCAGAUGUUGCCAUGGCCUCUUACGUCAUCCACAGUUGCUCCUCCUAAGCUUGUGAGAUUGCAAACAGAUAUGUGGCUUGUUUCUGCGAGCAUGCGGAUACUGGAUGGAGAAUGCUCUUCCACACCAUUAUCAUAUAACCUUGGCUGGUUAUCACCGCCAGGAGGUAGUGCAAUUGCUGCCCAGUUGCUUGAACUGGGAAAGAACAAUGAGAUUGUGAACGAUCAGGUGCUUCGACAAGAAUUAGCUUUGGCAAUGCCAAGGAUAUACUCAAUAAUGGCAAGGUUGAUUGGUUCGGAUGAGAUGGACAUAGUAAAGGCUGUGCUUGAAGGGAGUCGCUGGAUUUGGGUGGGAGAUGGAUUUGCAACUGUGGAUGAGGUUAUUCUUGAUGGACCGCUUCAUUUGGCGCCAUAUAUACGUGUUAUACCUGUUGAUCUAGCCGUUUUCAAGGAAUUAUUUUUGGAGCUUGGUGUUCGAGAAUCUUUGAAUUCCAGUGAUUAUGGUAACAUUUUAAGCAGAAUGGCUGUGAGAGAAGGUUCCUCUGUCCUAGAUGCACAGAAACUCAGGGCAGCAAUACUGAUUGCUCAGCGUCUGGCUGAAUUUCAGUUUCAUGAACACCAAGUUCAGAUCUAUUUACCUGAUGUUUCAGGCAGAUUGUUACUUGCAAGUGAUUUAGUUUACAAUGAUGCUCCCUGGUUGCUUGGAUCAGAUGAUAUGAAUAGCACAUUCGAUGCUGCACCUACUGUUGCCUUAAAUGCAAAGCAAACAGCUCAGAAGCUUAUCCAUGGGAAUAUAUCUAAUGAAGUUGCAGAGAGGUUAGGCGUGUGCUCGCUUCGCCGGAUGCUGCUUGCUGAGAGUGCUGAUUCAAUGAAUAUGAGUUUAUCCGGGGCUGCUGAAGCUUUUGGACAGCAUGAAGCAUUGACAACAAGACUCAAGCACAUACUUGAGAUGUAUGCAGAUGGUCCUGGGAUUCUUUUUGAACUGGUACAAAAUGCGGAGGAUGCAGGUGCUUCCGAGGUAAUAUUUCUUUUGGAUAAAACUCAGUAUGGAACGUCUUCUGUUCUUUCCCCUGAAAUGGCAGAUUGGCAAGGCCCUGCGCUGUACUGCUUCAAUGAUUCCGUUUUCAGUUCUCAGGAUCUUUAUGCUAUCUCACGCAUUGGUCAAGAAAGCAAACUAGAGAAGCCUUUUGCAAUUGGAAGAUUUGGGCUGGGUUUUAAUUGUGUCUAUCAUUUUACGGACAUACCUACAUUUGUUUCUGGGGAAAACAUUGUUAUGUUUGAUCCUCAUGCCUAUAAUUUGCCCGGGAUCUCUCCUUCCCACCCAGGCUUGCGAAUCAAAUAUGUUGGGAGAAAAAUCUUGGAACAGUUUCCUGAUCAAUUUUCUCCAUUCUUACACUUUGGAUGUGACUUGCGGCAUCCAUUUCCUGGCACCCUCUUCCGUUUCCCCUUAAGAAGUGGUGGUGUUGCCUUGCGAAGCCAGAUAAAGAAAGAGGAAUAUAGGCCUGAAGAUGUCUUACGUCUCUUUGAUUCUUUCUCCAGUGUUGUUUCCGAUGCACUUCUCUUCCUUCGCAAUGUGAAAACUAUAUCUAUUUAUGUGAAGGAAGGAAGUGGUUAUGAUAUGAAACUAAUACAUCGUGUAAACAGGGAUUGUAUUACCGAAUCAGACAUGGAAUCCAAUGCACAGCAUCAUAUAGUUGAUCUUAUUGGUGGGAAUCAUCAUCAUGGAAUGGAUAAAGAUCAGUUGCUGAGUAAGUUGAAUAAAUUAGUAAAUAGAGAUUUUCUUCAUAGAUGUCAGAAGGUUGUUGUCACAGAGAAAAGCUUAACUGAUAUUGUGUCGCAUUGUUGGAUAACUAGUGAAUGUAUAGGUGGUGGGCAAGCUAAGAAGAAUUCUGAAGUUGCUAACAAGUCUCAUAUUUUAAUCCCAUGGGCUUGUGUUGCUGCCUACAUAGACUCGGUCAAUGUCGGUGGGGAGUUGAGUAAUACUCCAAGUAAUGCUUCCACUUCUGAUAUCUUUGGAAUUUCCAUUUCUUCUAUUCAGGAAAGAAAAAAUUUCGAGGGCCGUGCGUUUUGCUUUCUUCCCCUGCCAAUUGGUACAGGUCUUCCAGUACAUGUUAAUGCUUAUUUUGAAUUGUCUUCCAAUCGGAGGGACAUAUGGUUUGGUAAUGACAUGGCAGGGGGUGGGAAAAAACGAUCAGAGUGGAAUAUUCAUAUCCUUGAAGAUGUUGUUGCCCCUGCAUAUGGUCGCUUGCUUGAGAAAAUUGCUUCUCAAAUUGGCCCAUGUGAUUUGUUUUAUUCACUUUGGCCUACAGCAACUGGAUUAGAACCUUGGGCAUCAUUAGUUCGAAAACUCUACAAAUUUAUUAUUGAAUCUGGUCUUCAUGUAUUACAUACAAAAGCGAGAGGGGGCCAGUGGAUUUCAACCAAACAAGCUAUCUUUCCUGAUUUUACAUUUUAUAGGGUUCAUGAACUUGUUGAAGCUUUAUCAGAUGCCGGUUUACCGUUGGUGACUGUGUCCGAGCCACUUGUUGAGCGAUUUAUGGAAGUGUCCCCAUCGUUGCAUUUUCUGAAGCCUCAUUUGUUGAGAACCAUUUUGAUUCGGCGAAAACGUGAAUUUAAAAACAGGAAUGCAAUGAUCUUGGCCCUUGAAUAUUGCUUGCUUGACUUGAAAAUUCCUGUACAGCUUGAUAGUUUGUUUGGUUUACCUCUCUUACCUCUUGCUGAUGAUUCAUUCACAACAUUUGAGAAGAGGGGGGCUGGUGAAAGAAUUUAUAUUACCCAGGGGGAGGAGUACAACCUUCUCAGAUAUUCUGUUCCUCGUCAACUUGUGGAGCAGGGGAUUCCAGAAGGAGUUUAUGGGAAAUUAUGUGACAUAGCCCAGAGCGAGGAAUCAAGUAUAUCAUUUCUGUCAUGCCAUUUGCUUGAGAAACUCUUUCUGAAAUUACUCCCAUCAGAUUGGCAAUUUGCUAAGAGGGUAACUUGGACUCCUGAUCAUCAGGGACAACCAAGUUUAGAAUGGAUAAGGUUACUGUGGAGCUAUUUGAAGUCAUGUUGUGAUGACCUCUCAGUGUUUUCUAAGUGGCCAAUAUUGCCGGUUGCAGACAAUUAUCUUUUACAACUAGUUGAAAAUUCACAUGUGAUUAGAAAUGAUGGUUGGACUGAGAACAUAUCCUCCUUGUUGCUGAAAGCUGGGUGUCUAUUCUUGCGGCAUGACAUACCAGUAGAACAUCUACAGUUGGGAAAAUUUGUGCAGUCUCCAACAGCAAUUGGCAUCUUGAAUGCAUUUUUGGCAGUUGCUGAUAAACCAGAUAACAUUGAGGGGCUCUUUUGCAAUGCAUCAGAAGGAGAAAUGUAUGAGCUUCGAAGUUUCAUCCUUCAGUCCAAGUGGUUCUCUGAAGAGCAAAUGAGUAAUAUACAUAUUGAAAUCAUCAAACACAUUCCUAUGUUUGAGUCAUAUGGAAGCAGGAAACUUGUAAGUUUGUCUAAACCCAUCAAAUGGCUGAAUCCUGAUAGUGUUCGUGAGAAUCUUUUGGAUGACAACUUUAUACGCAUAAAGUCGGACAGAGAAAGGAAUAUUCUGAAAAGGUACUUAGAAAUUGGAGAGCCAUCAAGGGUGGAGUUUUACAAAGAUUAUGUACUCAACCGGAUGUGUGAAUUUGUCUCAGAGGAGGGAGCCUUUUCAGCAAUUCUACAAGAUGUGAAGCUUCUUAUUGAAGAGGAUAAUUCCAUCAAAUCUGCACUUUCUGUGACACCUUUCGUUUUUACAGCAAAUGGAUCUUGGCAACAACCAUCCAGGCUUUAUGAUCCUCGCGUUUCUGAGUUGCAAAAGUUGCUUCAUAAAGAAUCAUUCUUUCCUUGUGAAAAGUUCUCAGACCCUGCAACUUUGGAUACUUUAGUUCACCUUGGACUCAGAAGGACUUUGGAUUUUACUGGUUUUCUUGAUUGUGCUAAAUCUGUAUCAAUAUUGCAUGAUUCUCGAGACUUGGAUGCACAUAGUUUUGGGCAGAGGCUACUUGUUCACUUAAAUGCUCUUGCUCUUAAGCUCUCAGUCGGGCAGGAAGAAAGCAAUCUCAAUGAGUUGGAUAAUAUUGUAUUUUGUCAGACUGAUAGUGUUGAGAAUGUUGACCCUCUUGAAAGCAGUAAGACCAUCGAGAAUGAUCUGAACAUUGACUGUCUGAUCAGAAACUUUUCUGAUGAUAAAUCAGAGGAAAAUUUUUGGUCUGAAAUGAAGACGAUUGCUUGGUGUCCUGUUUGCACUGUGCCACCUUUUCAAGGACUGCCGUGGUUAAAAUCUAGUAACAAAGUAGCAUCUCCUGGCAGUGUGAGACCUAAAUCACAGAUGUGGAUGGUAUCCUCUAUGAUGCAUAUACUAGAUGGUGAAUGCGGGUCAAUGUAUCUACAAGGAAAACUUGGUUGGACAGAUCGACCUAAGAUUGAUGUUUUGUGCACACAAUUAAUUGAACUUUCAAAAUCUUAUCACCAGUUUAAGAUACAUUCUUCAGUAGAGCUUGGUUUUGAAUUGCAAAAGGGCAUUUUCUUGCUUUAUUCAAAAUUGCAAGAAUAUAUUGGCACUGAUGAUCUUGCGAUGCUAAAAUCGGCCUUAAAUGGGGUUUCCUGGGUUUGGAUCGGGGAUGAUUUUGUAUCUCCAGGUGCACUUGCAUUUGAUUCACCAGUGAAAUUCAUUCCAUAUAUAUACGUUGUCCCAUCUGAGUUAUCAGAGUUCAGAGAGCUGCUUAUUCAAUUAGGUGUAAAACUUAGUUUUGAUACUUGGGAUUACUUCCAUAUUAUUCGGCGCUUACAAGAUGAUGUAAAAGGGUCUCCUCUGUCCACUGAUCAGUUGAGUUUCGUCCAUUGUGUUCUUGAAGCUGUUGCAGAAAAUUCUUCAGCGAAUAUAUUGCUUGAGGCAUCAAAUACUUCCUUGUUAAUUCCAGACUCUUAUGGAAUUCUGAUGUCUGCAAGGGAUCUUGUGUAUAAUGAUGCUCCGUGGGUGGAAAAUAAUGCUCUUGUUGGAAAGCAUUUUCUUCACCCAGUUAUCAGUUAUGAUUUGGCUAAUCGGUUGGGGGUUAAAUCUCUUAGCUGUCUGUCAUUAGUAGAUGAAGAUACGAUGAAAGAUCUGUCAUGCAUGGACACUGGUAGAAUAAAUGAGCUUCUAUCAGUAUAUGGUAAUAAUGAUUUUUUGUUGUUCGAUCUGCUUGAGUUGGCAGAUUGCUGCAAAGCUAGGAAGCUACACCUAAUCUUUGAUAAGAGGGAACAUCCUCGCCAGUCUUUGCUACAGCACAAUUUAGGUGAAUUUCAAGGGCCAGCCCUAGUUGCCAUUUUGGAAGGGGCCAUCCUGACUAGAGAGGAAGUAAGCAGUCUUCAGCUUCUCCCUCCAUGGAGACUUCGGGGCGAUACCCUUAACUAUGGUUUAGGACUUCUUAGUUGCUAUUUUAUAUGUGAUUUCCUAUCCAUUGUUUCUGGUGGUUACUUCUACAUGUUUGAUCCCCGUGGUUUGGCACUUGGGGUCUCUUCAAAUCGUGCACCAGCGGCCAAAAUGUUUUCUCUGAUAGGUACUAAUUUGACAGAGCGAUUCCAUGAUCAAUUUAAUCCUCUGCUUAUUGGUCAAAAUGUGUUUGGAUCAUCAUUAGAAUCUACUGUUAUCCGCAUGCCUCUAUCACCAGAAUGCUUGAAAGAUGGACUUGAUUUGGGAGUGAAGCGAGUAAAGCAAAUAUUUGACAGAUUUUUGGAGCAUGCAUCAAGAACACUUAUCUUUUUAAAGUCGGUGUUGCAGGUAUCAUUCUCAACAUGGGAAGAAGGAUGUGUAGAGCCAUCCCAGGAAUAUGUAGUUUCUCUUGAUUUCGCAUCUGCAAGUAUGAGGAAUCCAUUUUCAGAAAAAAAGUGGAGGAAGUUUCAGUUAUCAAGACUAUUUAGUAGCUCAAAUGCAGCAAUUAAAUUUCAUGCAAUAGAUGUGAACAUAUUCCACGGAGAUACUAAAAUUGUUGACCGAUGGCUUGUUGUUCUUAGCCUGGGAUCUGGACAGACUAGAAAUAUGGCUCUUGAUAGGCGUUACCUGGCUUACAGUUUGACACCUGUUGCUGGAGUGGCAGCACAUAUAUCGCGUGAUGGCCACCCCAUUGAAGCGUUUGUAAAUGGCUCUGUUAUGGCCCCUCUUCCUUUGUCAGGAGGAAUAACAUUGCCAGUAGCUGUCCUUGGAUGUUUUCUUGUGCAACACAAUGGGGGUCGUUAUCUUUUUAAAUUCCAAGACAAGGAAGAUUUGGCAGCUGCACGGCCAGAUGCUGCGGACCAGCUUAUUGAAGCUUGGAACAGAGAACUGAUGUCUUGUGUACGUGAUUGCUAUAUUGAAUUGGUGGUAGAAAUGUUGAAGAUAAAAAGAGAAACUUCGAGUUCCAGCAUUGAGUUAAGUACAUGUCGUGCAAUUUCUCCGUCUAUCAAAGCUUAUGGUGAUCAAGUUUAUUCUUUCUGGCCACGUUCUAAUGCCCAUGCACUUGUCUCUCAAGCUGGGGAUGCCAAUAACUUUGUACCUGCAGAAAUUCCUAAAGUGGAUUGGGAAUGUCUGGUAGAACAAGUCGUAAGGCCUUUCUAUAUUCGUGUUGCCGAUCUUCCUGUAUGGCAGUUGUUCUCUGGAAAUUUAGCUAAAGCUGAAGAAGGUAUGUUUCUCUCGCAACCUCGGAAUGGGGUGGGUGGAAAUUUGCUUCCAGCUACAGUGUGCAGCUUUGUGAAGGAACAUUAUCCUGUGUUUUCUGUUCCCUGGGAGCUGGUGUCUGAAAUCCAGGCUGUGGGGAUUAUAGUUCGAGAAAUUAAACCCAAGAUGGUUCGGGAUCUUUUACUCGUUUCAUCAACAUCUAUUGUUCUGCAGUCUGUUGAUGUCUAUGUUGAUGUUCUUGAGUACUGCUUGUCUGAUAUACAGUUCCCAGCAUUGUCACAUUAUGAUGGCAAUGAUGGUUUGACAAGUAACAGUUCAACAUCUGUUUUUGUGCCUGAUGCUCAAAGUUUUCAUGGCUUGUCUGCCCAAGGUACAGCCAGUUCAGGAGAUGCGGUUGAAAUGAUGACAAGUUUGGGAAGGGCUUUGUUUGAUUUCGGUCGGGGAGUUGUUGAAGACAUAGGUAGGGCUGGAGGGCCACUGGUUGAAAGGAAUGGCAGUAGCAGUAGAAGUGGAGACCCAAAGCUUCUAUCACUAGCAGCUGCGCUCAAAGGGCUGCCAUGUCCAACUGCAACAAAUCAUUUAGCACGUCUAGGAGUUACUGAACUUUGGUUUGCAACUAAGGAGCAACAAGCACUAAUGAUGCCUCUGGCUGCAAAGUUCAUCCAUCCAAAAGUAUUAGAUAAAUCUGUACUGGCCAAUAUUUUUUCAAAACGAUUAAUUCAAUCGUUACUAAAGCUGCAAACUUUCUCUCUGCACUUUCUUGCCAGUCAUAUGAGGUUACUUUUCCAUGAAAAUUGGGUGAAUCGUGUAAUGGAGUCAAAUAUGGUUCCAUGGUUUUCGUGGGAGAACACAUCAACUUCUGGUAGUGAAGAGGGUCCUUCCCCUGAGUGGAUAAGACUGUUCUGGAAAUGUUUUGCUCAGUCAUCUGAAGAGCUUGCACUCUUUUCUGAUUGGCCCCUCAUUCCUGCCUUUCUCGGUCGCCCAAUCUUAUGCCGUGUGAGGGAGUGGCAUCUGGUGUUUGUUCCUCCUCUUACAGAUCGUCUCUCUGAAAAUCUCAUAAUAGAUAGGGAUGCAACGGGAAACAGCCUCACUGUAUCGUCUCCCAAUCAAACUAUGGAAUCUGUGUCAAUCGAGUGCUACAUUUCAGCUCUAGAAGCAGCCAAAAAUAGGUAUCCUUGGUUAUUGUCACUGCUGAACCAAUGCAACAUACCAAUAUUUGAUAUUGCUUUCAUGGAAUGUGCUGGCCCUUGCAAUUGUUUAGCUACACCAGGUCAGUCAAUCGGACAGGUCGUUGCUUCUAAGCUUGUUGCAGCCAAACAUGCUGGCUAUUUUGCUGAACUUGCUUCUUUUUCAGCUUCAGAUCGUGAUGAUCUCUGUACUUUUUUUGCUUAUGAUUUUGUUUCUAAUGGCUCUUGCUACAAAGCUGAAGAGCUUGAAAUACUACGCUCUCUGCCUAUAUAUAAGACCGUAAUAGGUUCAUACACGCGAUUGAAUGGCCAAGAACAGUGUUUGAUCUCUUUGGAUUCAUUCUUUAAGCCAAAUGAUGAGCGUUGUCUUUCUUAUUCUGUUGAAUCGACCGAAGGUUUAUUACUUCGAGCACUUGGGAUUACUGAGUUGCAUGAUCAACAGACUUUAGUAAGGUUUGGAUUGCCUGGAUUUGAAGGGAAAUCUCAGGCUGAGCAGGAGGACGUAUUGAUUUAUCUUUAUACCAAUUGGCACGAUUUGCAAGCUGAUUCUUCUGUUGUUGACGCUUUAAAGGAAUCUAAGUUUGUAAAGAAUGCUGAUGAAUUUUCCACAGAUCUGUGCAAGCCUGGGGAUAUAUUUGAUCCGAGAGAUGCUUUAUUAGCAUCUGUGUUCGCUGGUGAAAGGAAGAAAUUUCCUGGGGAGAGGUUUACCACAGAUGGGUGGCUUCGUAUUUUAAGGAAAAUAGGCCUUCGAACUGCAACAGAGGCGGAUGUGAUACUUGAAUGUGCUAGAAGAGUAGAAUUUCUUGGAAGUGAGUACAUGAAAUCUGCUGGGGAUUUUGAUGAUUUUACAAUGGACAUCACUCACACUGGCAACGAAAUCACUGUGGAAAUAUGGGCUCUAGCAAUGUCUGUUGUUGAAACUAUUUUCUCCAACUUUGCUGUCCUGUUUGGCAAUAACUUCUGCAAUCAACUUAGCGAAAUUGCUUUCAUUCCAGCUGAACUAGGCCUUCCAAGUGUCGGUGGUAAGAAAGGUGGAAGAAGAGUACUUACUUCAUACAGUGAAGCUAUUCUGUUGAAGGACUGGCCUCUUGCUUGGAGUUGUGCCCCCAUUCUCUCCAGACAAAAUGUUGUUCCACCUGACUAUGCUUGGGGAGCACUACAUCUACGGAGUCCUCCUGAAUUCUCUACAGUUCUAAAGCAUUUGCAAGGAGUUGGAAGAAAUGGUGGUGAAGAUACUCUUGCGCACUGGCCAACUGCAUCAGGCACGAUGACCAUUGACGAAGCUUCAUGUGAAGUUUUAAAGUACCUGGAUAAAGUUUGGGGUUCCGUUUCUGCUUCAGAUGUAAUUGAGUUGCAAAAAGUGGCAUUUUUGCCUGCUGCAAAUGGGACGCGCUUGGUUACAGCAAACUCUCUUUUUGUGCAUUUGACAAUAAAUUUGUCACCAUUUGCAUUUGAACUUCCUUCUUUAUAUCUUCCUUUUGUGAAGAUUCUCAAAGAUUUGGGGCUUCAGGACAUGCUAUCAAUAUCUUCUGCAAAGAAGCUUCUGAUAGAUCUCCAAAAAGCAUGUGGAUAUCAGCAUCUAAAUCCAAAUGAACUUCGUGCUGUGAUGGAAAUUUUGUACUUCUGUAAUUGCUCUGUUGAUGGAGACGCGUCUGAUGGGCUUUGCUGGACGUCAGAUGCAAUUGUCCCAGAUGACGGGUGCAGACUUGUUCACGCACUAUCCUGUGUAUAUAUUGAUUCUUAUGGCUCCCAGUAUGUUAAACACAUAGACACUUCUAGGCUCAGAUUUGUUCACCCGGAUCUCCCAGAGAGAAUUUGUGCAGGCUUGGGCAUAAAAAAGCUGUCUGAUGUAGUUAUUGAGGAACUUGAUCAUCAAGAGCAUUUACAAACAUUGGAGCAUAUUGGAUCUGUUGCACUGGCAGUGAUCAGAGGGAAGCUCUUAAGUAGAUCAUUUCAGAGUGCUUUAUGGAAUCUUUUAAAUAGCACCCCUGUUUACAUUCCCACUGUUCAAAAGUUGGCUUUGGAAUCUGUACAAAGUUCAUUAGAAACUGUUGCAGAAAAGCUGCAGUUCGUAAAGUGCCUCCACACCCGCUUCAAGCUCCUUCCUAAUUAUGUAGACAUCACUCUUGUAACAAAGGAUUCAUUUAUUCCUGAAUGGGCAGAUGGGUCUGGACACCGCACUCUUUACUUUGUCAACCGGUCCAAGAGUUGUGUUUUAGUUGCCGAACCACCGAACUAUAUAUCUGUUCACGAUGUUAUUGCCAUUGUUUUGAGCCAGGUUUUAGGCUCCCGAACUCCAUUACCUAUAGGAUUCCUAUUUUCUUGCCCUGAAGGCUCUGAAGCUUCUGUAGUUGACAUCCUGCAGAUUUGUUCUGAAACGGUAGAAAAUGACUCCUCAACUAACAGUCUGCUUGGCAAAGAAUUACUGCCUCAAGAUGCCCUUCAAGUGAAAUUUCUUCCGAUGAGACCCUUUUAUAAAGGGGAAAUGGUGGCUUGGCGGUAUCAAAAUGGUGAGAAGUUGAAAUAUGGCCGAGUUCCUGAGAAUGUGAGACCUUCAGCUGGCCAAGCGCUCUACAGAUUUAAAGUUGAAACUGCACCAGGGGUUACUGAGGCCCUUCUUUCUUCACAGAUUUUCUCAUUCAGAAGUGUAUUAAUGGGACAUGAGGCUUCCACGUCAACUAUGCCAGACAGUAACCACAUACUAGUUGAUAAAAGGGCUUCUAUCGAGGUGCCAGAAAGCUCUGGAAAAAGCAAAGCGAAAUCUUCCAAGGGUGUUAAAGAGCUUCAGUAUGGCCGAGUAUCAGCUCAAGAACUUGUUCAGGCAGUUCAUGAGAUGCUUUCUGCUGCUGGAAUCAAUUUGGAUGUGGAGAAGCAAUCUCUUCUGCAGAAGGCCAUAACACUGCGAGAACAACUGAAAGAGUCUCAGGCAGCUGUUUUGCUUGAACAGGAAAAGGUUGAUGUAGCAGCAAAAGAAGCUGAUGCGGCCAAAGCAGCUUGGAUUUGUCGGGUCUGCUUGAGUAAUGAAGUUGAUAUGACAAUAGUCCCUUGUGGCCAUGUUCUUUGUCGUAGAUGUUCAUCUGCUGUUUCGAGGUGUCCUUUUUGUAGGCUUCAGGUCACGAAAACGUUGAGAAUUUUCCGGCCAUAAAUUCAACUUUCAAUUUGGUAUGUUGAUAUAUGACUUUGCUUCUUGCCCUAUAUUUACCCUUAGGUUUUAUAGAACCACCAGAACUCAAUUUUUAUCGUAAGUGAUUGCAUCAUCCCUUGAUGAAAAUGAAAUGAACUUGGGUAGAUAUUUGAUCAAGUCGUUUCGCUGUUAAUACUAGGGGAUCUUUAAGGGGUACAUUUUAGCUUCAUAUUCUUGUUUGUCUCUGCCAAGCUCGUCUUUGGGAAGAAGAUGAAAAUUAGUUGUAUAUAUCGAUCAAUCGAUGUCCUUCAGAACUUUAUUUUUUUGUUGUUGUUACAUAAGAAAUAUUUAUCAUGGUGAA
Messenger RNA from Tripterygium wilfordii, 14821 nucleotides. RefSeq names its product sacsin. Gene Ontology annotation, molecular function: Hsp70 protein binding. The record is from RefSeq and is a predicted model, not a curated record. The transcript has 13 exons. Lineage: Eukaryota; Viridiplantae; Streptophyta; Magnoliopsida; Celastrales; Celastraceae. Bases 805 to 14481 code for a protein of 4558 amino acids.